UAUUUAAGGGCUCUCGAACGGUACUUGCAGAUCCUGCAGCUGAAUGCCAAUGAAUUGAAUAAUACCAAGAACGCAGAGAUCGAUGUGCUCUUCUAUAAUCGUGUGCCCAAAACGGGCAGCAUCCAGCUGAUUGAGCUGAUGCGUGCGCUGGGCAAGGUGCACGACUAUGAUGUGGAGAAAGAUCCACAAAAUGGCGGCAUUCGAGCGUUGCUCGACAGCGCCGAGGAGGCUGACUGGAUAGAUAAUAUCGUGAAUCUCGAGGAUGGCACCGUCUUUGCCAGCCACGUUAACUAUCUGAAUUUCACCAAGUACGAACAGCCGCGACCCAUUUACAUCAAUAUGGUGCGCGAUCCGGUGGAUCGUGUCAUCAGUUGGUAUUAUUAUAUACGCGCCCCGUGGAUCUUUGUGCCCGGGCGGCGGCGCAACAAUCGCCAAAUGCCCAAUCCCCAGUGGGUGAACACCGAGUUCGAUCAGUGCGUGCUGAGCGGCGAGAAGGCCUGCACAUACAUUGAGGGCUCGCUGCUGGAGCGUGUGGGCGACCAUCGCCGGCAGACCCUCUUCUUCUGCGGCCACAAUGAGUUCAAGUGCACACCCUUCAAUUCGCGCCUGGCCCUGCAGCUGGCCAAGCAGAAUGUGGAACGCGAGUAUGCGGUCGUGGGCACCUGGGAGCACACCAACGAAACCCUGGCCGUCCUGGAGGCCUAUGUACCGCGCUACUUUGCGGACGCCUCCAAAAUGUACUACUCGGGUCUUCACGCGACCAAAGCGAAUGACAAUCCGAUGAAGCCUCACAUUAGUGAGGACAUCUUGAAUAUGGUGCGACGCAAUUUUACGCGAGAAAUCGAAUUCUAUCAAUUCUGUCGCCAGCGACUGCACAAACAAUAUCUGGCGCUAAAACUCAAUGAUUUGAUGCGUGUGGAUAAUAGUUUAGCGGAGCUGAAAGCGGGCAACGAACUGGCCAUCAGGGAUUAGCUAGUGCAGCACUUAGUCUAGAUGUAGCAUCAAAUUUUCGCAAUUUAUUUUAAUAAAAAAUUGAAAAAGAAACUGA
Molecule: messenger RNA, 1048 nt
Organism: Drosophila mojavensis
Lineage: Eukaryota; Metazoa; Arthropoda; Insecta; Diptera; Drosophilidae
Product: heparan sulfate 2-O-sulfotransferase pipe
Exons: 3
Cellular component (GO): membrane
Molecular function (GO): sulfotransferase activity
Source: RefSeq, a predicted model, not a curated record